GGAGCGCUGCCAGCAUCAAAGCAGCCCGUUCGGCCUCCGCUCGUCUCGGUUCGGCCAUGGAGCCCAACAAAUGCUCGUCCUUCUUCCUUGCUCUGGCCGUGAUCCUGGACGUGGUGGGCUUCCUGCUUUUCCUCGUUGGCAUCUUCGCCUCGCUGAGGUACUGGGACUUCUUCGUGUUUUCGGGACCCUUGCUGAUCUUCCUCAGCCUCUUCCUGUGGAUCUUCUGGUACAUGGGCGCCCUGGUGGUGCCCGAGGAGGAGCUCGACCUGCCCAAAAGCGACAUCCUGUGACCCCUCUGGAUGGGGAGAGACAUGGUCGCUUGUCUCCUGGAUUCAUCCGACGGCAGGACCACCGGCAGGUGAGCUCGAAGCGUGCUCGUACGAGGACGUCACCCCGAACGUCCACCAGACAGAAAAAAAAGGAGAAUGAAGGAUACAAGGAAAGGUUCCAAAACUUGGAAUGAAGGAACAUUUUGAUGGGUCUCCUUGUGACAUUUAUCACACUUGACUCAUUGGCAGGAACAUUCCGAGAUAUCUUUAAGAUAGAAGCAAAGACCUUUUAUUAAAUCAUUGACAUAGGGAAGGAAGGGGGAUCCCUCCAUCUGUCAUCCCGUCUCUAGUUUUCUUUUUUUCACCUUAAUUGGGUUGGGUUUUUUUCCAUGGGGGUCACAUAGGCAAUUUAAUGUUUUCUGUGAAAAUGCACCUUACACUGUUGAAAUGUUCAGGGGGCACCUAGAAAUGUCCUUACUUUUGGAAAUAAAAGCAUUUAUUUUCAUUUUGCUUUUAACUACGUCUUGACCAAGGAUGUCAAACUCAUUUUCAUUGCAGGCUACAUCAUAGUUAUGGAAAAAUCAUAGAAAUCUCAUCAUAUUAUGCCGUCUACUGACUGUACACUAUUGCCCCUGCAUGUCACUGUUAUUAUAUAUUUUUAACAGAACAUUUUUGUUUGAAAUCAGAAGUAAUGGAAAACAGUAAAAAACAAACAUAAAUACUAUUGUUUGAAUUAUGUUAAGAAAGGAUUUGGUGGGCAAACAUUUUUUUGUACUAUUUGUAAAAGGUGAAGAAAAAUUGCAAUUUUUGCAGAUUUUCUACAAAAAGUAAAAUCAACAAAUAUAUUUUGAUUUGGGUUAGUGGGCCAAAUUUUUUAACAAAAGUUUAGAUAUGUAUGCAGUGCUGGCAAAUAUUAAAAAGACCUAAAACAUGUCA
Messenger RNA from Phyllopteryx taeniolatus (common seadragon), 1205 nucleotides. RefSeq names its product transmembrane protein 238-like. The record is from RefSeq and is a predicted model, not a curated record. Bases 57 to 290 code for a protein of 77 amino acids. The transcript has a single exon. Lineage: Eukaryota; Metazoa; Chordata; Actinopteri; Syngnathiformes; Syngnathidae.